AUUUUGCAGACAACGUGCACUUAACACAUACUUCUGCAAUUUAACAUUGCGGUGUUCCUAAACGGUCACAUUUUAUGAACGUUUGUGUAAAUGUAAUUACUUUUGCGUUUCACUAUUAACUUUUUGCGCAUGCGUGGUUUCAGUUGAGUAAGAGGCACGAUGGCUGCGGAUAGUGCCUUGCUGCUGUCUCUGGUGGAAGAAUAUGUCUCGGGACUACAGGACAGCAAGGCCAAAGAUACAGCAACAGGUGUCAAAGAUGGACAGUUUACAAUAUUACAGCUAGUGGAAGCAUUGGGACUGAACCUGACCAGCUCUCAGCCUCACACUCGAGCCAGAGGAGUUCAGCUUCUUUCUGAAGUUUUACAGGAGUGCUAUGGAGUUCUUACGGAGAGAGAAGUGGAAGUGCUCAUUGCCUUCUAUGAAAACCGUCUAAAAGACCAUUACGUUGUCACACCGCCUGUUUUACAGGGGCUCAAAGCCCUGACAAAAUGUACAGUGUUGCCUCCUGGCUCAGCGGUAUCCAUGCUGAGGUCGUUGUUCCAGGAUGUUCAUGUUCAGUCUCUGAUGCUUCCAGAGAGAGCUUGUGUCUACAAUAUGCUCAUCAACCUCAUGGAGACCAGAGAAGACGAACUGAAGGGUUUGGGCGCAGACUUUGUGUUUGGUUUUGUCCAGUCAAUGGAUGGAGAGAGGGAUCCCCGCAACCUCCUGUUAGCUUUCCAGGUUGCCAAGAACAUAAUCUACAGAGGUUAUGAUUUAGGUAAAUUCACAGAGGAGCUGUUCGAAGUGACGUCCUGCUAUUUCCCUAUCGACUUCACCCCCCCUCCCAAUGACCCACAUGGCAUCACCAGAGAGGAGCUCGUUCUGACGCUGAGGGACGUCCUCACCGGGACGCCGCAGUUUGCUGAGUUUCUGUUACCUCUCAUCAUCGAAAAGUUGGACUCUGAUGUUCUGAGUGCGAAGCUGGACUCGCUGCAGACUCUGGCUGCUUGUGUGUCACAAUACGAACACAAGGACUUGGCAGAGUUCCUUGAGGGACUGUGGGCGUCGCUGCGCAGAGAGGUGUUUCAGACAUCUAGUGAGAAGAUUGAGUCUGCUGGCCUCGCUGCUCUUACCGCAAUCACUUCCUGUCUGUCACGCUCAGUCCUCAACUCUGACUCUGAAGACUCCCUCUGCAGCUUCCUGGAUCUUGUUCUCAAAGACUGCAAACAUCACCUGUGUGAGCCGGACCUGAAGCUCGUGUGGCCCAGCGCCAAGCUGCUACAGGCCGCCUGCAGCGCCUCCAUCAGGGCGAGCCACAUCAUAACUUCCGCUGUUAUGCCCUCCAUCAUUGAGCAGUACAACAGCAGAACGCAGUGUUCCCACAGACGAACGUUACUGGAGGUGGUGCAGCGAUUCAUCCAAUCAGUUAAAACCCAGCAGUCUUCAGAGAACGAAGAGAGUGUGCUUUUAGCCUUGCGUUCCGCUCUGUGCUGCAUCGUGUUUGCGGCUCUGAUGGAGAGUAAUGCCAGUCUGCAGAUCACAGCCGCGUCUGUGCUCACCUCGCUAGCUCAACACACAGCUCUCCUGUCGGACUCUGAUAUUGAACUGGCUGUAGCUCACCUGACCAAACUGUUGCUGACAGAGGAGGACGACAGAGUCAGUCUUGCUGUGGUGGAGUGUGUCGGAGCCUUAGCAGAGCUGCACCCGGCAGCCUUUAUCACUAAAAUGAUCCCAAGGCUGAAGCAGGAGAUGUUUUCUGAGUCUAUGGAUCAAGACAACAACGGAGAAGCUUCUGAGAAACAUUCCCAUCAUGCAGUGCGCCAGCGGUGUUUGUCAGCUCUGGCUGCGAUGUCCAUCCAACCCAGUGUUGUACAGGAGAGCACACCUGUCCUCAUGGAGGUCCUCAGCUCAGCACACACAGGUAGCGUAGGUUUUUCAGUGGAGGAUGUGGUGUUGGCGUGUCGCAGCCUCCAAAGAAUAGCAGAGCAGGUUCAGGACACUGAGGAGACCGGACGAUGCUUCCAUGACAUCAUCAUCCCGCGCCUGCUGUCUCUGGCUCUGCAGGCAGCACUGCAGGGCGAGGACUCGUCUGGUGUUCGUAGUCCCCUUCUGGAGGAGGUGGUCCUGUCUGCCAUGGUCCCUGUCAUCAGUACUUCCUGCUCCAGGCUGCAGCCCACGUUGGCGGGACAGACGGCAGCACGGGCUGCGUCUCUCUUCCUGGAUGGUGAUGUUUCAUUUUUGCCUGACAACUCCUUCCCUUCACACAUGCAGCUGCUCAAGAGGCAGCAGGGGGACUCGUGGAGCCAGUCCCAGAUGGUUUGUCUGCUCAUGGGAUGUGUGUGUUCAUUACCUCGCAGUGUGGAGGUGCCUCAGAUGGAUCACCUGCUGUCACAGCUGGAGGAGAUGAGCUGCACCUGCAGCCACCCGCUGUCGUACACCUCGGCUGCAAAGUGCUUUGCUGGCCUGAUUAAUAAAAGAGCACAGGGUGAUUCCCUUGACAGCCUCAUCGAGAAGACGAGGAAGAGAGUGUGCAGUGAGUUGGACUCCGCGGCUUCAACCGUACGCACUCAGGCUUUCACCCUCAUGAUCUGGGUUGCCAAGGCUCUGCUUCUCAGAUACCACCCCCUGUCCACAGCUCUGACUGACAAGCUCUUCUCCCUCCUCGAUGACUCUGAACUGGGUCCGAUGGCAGCAGACGGCUUCUCGCUGCUGAUGAGCGACUCUGCAGACGUCCUGAACCGUAGUUGCCAUGCUGAUGUUCGCAUCAUGUACCGCCAGCGCUUCUUCAGCGAGAAUUCAGCCAAGUUGGUCCAAGGCUUCAACGCUGCACCGGAAGAGAAGAAGCCCAACUACCUGAAGGCUCUGUCUAACAUAGUCAACAAACUGCCCAAGCAGGUUCAAGUCACUGAACUACCAGCGCUCUUGUCUCUGCUGCUGGAGGCCUUGUCAUGUCCUGACCGGGGCGUCCAGCUGUCCACCCUGGCCUGCCUGCAGCCCGUCCUCAUGGACCCACCACCGGCACUCAUACAGCAGCUCGAGGCUUUGGUCAGCAGGCUGCUGGCCCUCACCUCUAGUCCAGCCAUGGAUGUGAGGAUUGCCUCAUUGCGGUGCAUUCAUGCUGUUUCCCACUUCCCCACACAUGAGGUGCUGCCGUUCCGGGCCCGAGUGCUGCGAGCUCUGGCCCGACCUCUGGACGACAGGAAGAGGCUGGUGAGGAGCGAGGCGGUUCAGGCGAGAACAGAGUGGUUCCUGUUAGGAAGUCCUGGGGGGAGGUGAUUUUGCUCCUCAGACACAACCCAAGUCUUCCCUAAACUAGGAAGAAUACAGAUGCGGGAAAGUCAAAGUCCAGGACCGGGUACUGAGGAUCUAAGCUGUGCAGUCCACACAACAGCUUCCCUGAGCAGAAAUGCUUCUGUUGUAACUGUCUGUCUCUUCAUGGAGGAACAAAUAAGGAGUGCAUGGACUGACUGUGAAGCUUUAUCCAAGUUAAAAGAGUGAAAAUGAUCAGUUUGUUUAAUAUGUAACACGCACACGUUAUGUUGUCUUUCUCACUAUGUUUUGGAGUAAAUCUACCAUUAGAUUGCGUGGAGGCAUUUUGGUGAUUGUGCAUUUCCAGUCAUGUCUUAAGAGCCCAAACGUUCUUUUAGGUGUCCUUCUCAAAUGUAUUCAAAGGUAUUUUUUAAUAUUUAGUGUAGUUUCUUGAUGAAUAACUAAAUAUUAUCAGCUGACCUGUCAGUUAGUCAACUAAUUAAUCCAAAAAUUGAUACUUUUUUGCAAGGUUUUUGCAAACCUGAUCACAAAGUUAAAUAUAAUUAAGUUCCGUGGCUCUUGGCUCUUGUUGAAUGCACUUUGACUGUAUGUACUUCUUUACAAAGAGAGAAAGCAAACACAGCACAUUCAUUCAGUGCAAAGUCUCUGUCAAGCUCAUUUUCUAUAAAUGAUGAUCCUGAACUGCGCUGGCGACAUUUCCUUUUUUUUUUUUUUUCUUUUUUUUUUGUGUGUAUUUGAAUUAUUCAGAGAAUUUAGGCUGCUGGAAACAUCAAACAUAUCUGAGCAGCACUGAACCCGGCAAGCACUGACAGCCUUUUAUCUUCUCAUGUGAAUGAAUGUUUAACUGAGCAGUAAUGUCAUGCGUUUGAUUUGUGUCACUCUGAUGUGCCAGCUGGGUGGGUUUGUUGAGGCGUGGGAAAAUGUGGACUUACCAGAUGUCCCGGUAAACCUCCACUGACGUGAGGAAUUUUAAGAUUCAUUUCACAUAAUUAAAUAUCUAUGUUGAUCUUAGUGUACAUUGAAUUAUGAUUGUAAGUUAUGAGAACGGUGUCAAACACCUUCCAUGUAUUGUCUCAUUUGAACAACUACUGAUGCUAUAUCAUAGUUGAGUCAUUUGUUGGCUAACUUUGGACCUCACAUCAACUUAUGCCAAGGAAAUAGACAGUAUUUAAAAUGUCUAACUUAAUGUGUCAUUAAAACUUUUCUUUGUAAUUACA
Messenger RNA from Scatophagus argus, 4466 nucleotides. It is a transcript of the gene mms19, whose product is annotated as MMS19 homolog, cytosolic iron-sulfur assembly component. The transcript is spliced from 31 exons. The record is from RefSeq and is a predicted model, not a curated record. The coding region runs from base 160 to 3255 and encodes 1031 amino acids. Gene Ontology annotation, biological process: iron-sulfur cluster assembly. Gene Ontology annotation, cellular component: MMXD complex; cytosolic [4Fe-4S] assembly targeting complex. Lineage: Eukaryota; Metazoa; Chordata; Actinopteri; Scatophagidae.